This is a messenger RNA of Wallemia mellicola CBS 633.66, 3104 nucleotides long. Its product is annotated as gamma-glutamyltranspeptidase. The record is from RefSeq and is a predicted model, not a curated record. NCBI's taxonomy places the organism in Eukaryota, Fungi, Basidiomycota, Wallemiomycetes, Wallemiales, Wallemiaceae. The coding region runs from base 78 to 1703 and encodes 541 amino acids. The transcript is spliced from 2 exons.
CGACAGUUCACUCACGUCGCGGGAUAGUGAGUUCAUCCCAGCCGCUGGCUUCACAAGCUGGUGUGAAAGUGCUCGAUAUGGGCGGAAACGCCGUAGAUGCCGCGAUAGCAGUAUCUGCAGCUCUCAACGUCACAGAGCCUUGUUCUACCGGUAUAGGCGGUGACAUGUUCUUGCUCUACUAUUCUGCGAGCGAUAAGAAAGUACAUGGUCUGAAUGGAUCAGGAAGAUCCCCAUCAGCUCUAACACUCGAGAAGGCGCGUGAAAUCGGCUUAGAUGGCACGGAGAUUCCGUUUGACAACAUUAACGCAGUUACCGUACCCGGGGCACCAGCAGGAUGGUGUGAUGCAUAUGAUGCGUUCUCUAGCAAGAAAUUAUCACUCAAACAGGUUCUAGAGCCUGCUAUACGCCUAGCGAGGAAUGGAUAUCCGGUACAUCAGAUAACCGCUGAGCAAUGGAGCAGAUCUGAAGAGCUUAUCAAGAAUGCUUCCCCAAAUGCAGAAGAAAUGCUGCUAGAUGGCAGAGCACCGAAGGAGGGUGAAAUUUUGUAUAUGCCAACACUCGCGCAGACCUUCGAGGAAGUUGCUGAACACGGAAAGAAGGGCUUCUAUGAGGGUAGAAUAGCGAAUGAGAUUGUCAAACUUGUACAAUCACAAGGUGGAUUAUUGACACUCGAAGAUCUCAGUUCACAUACUAGCACUUUUGUCGAACCUAUGAAGUACACCUACGCCGAUGAGUAUGUUGUACAUGAGUGUCCGCCAAAUGGACAAGGAUUGACAGCCUUGAUAGCACUUGGAAUCCUAGAAUCAUGCGAAAAACUCGGUAUGCUAAGCAAGCCACUCGUAGAAUUACCACACAAUGGUACAGAAUACUUGCAUUUUCUUAUCGAAAGUUUGAGACUCGCAUUCGCAGACACAAGGUACUACGUUUGUGAUCCUUCAAAGACCAAUUUCGAUUUUAAGCAAUUGCUCGAAAGGGAAUACCUUGAUUCACGUGCUAGAUUGAUCAAGAAAGACGCAAUCAGCAAAGUAAGACAUGGAAGUCCAGCAAACUCCUCAGACACCGUCUACUUUACAGUAGCAGAUGAGGAAGGUAACGUUGCAUCAUUUAUAAACUCAAAUUACGCAGGCUUUGGUACGGGAGCAGUACCAAAAGGAUGCGGAUUCACACUUCAAAACCGUGGAUCCAAUUUCACUUUAGAGGACAACCAUCCGAAUGUCUUAGACGGUAAUAAGCGCCCAUAUCACACGAUCAUUCCAGCAAUAUGCACGAAGAAGAGUACAAAUGAGCUUUUCAUGAGCUGGUCGGUCAUGGGGUCAUUCAACCAACCUCAAGGACAAGUCCAGACACUCUUGAAUGUGUUAAGAGGGUUUACACCACAGGAAGCUCUCGACGCACCACGAUUCUGCAUCGGUGCAAAAAAGCCAUCCAAGAUCGUUCCACAUAACACACCGAUCUUGUCAAAGGAAGCUGAAUUGGAGAGCAGCCUGGCGGAUUCAGAAAUAAACUCCGAAGUCAAUAUCGAAGAAGGCGUCAAUGAGAAUACAAUCAAGCAGCUCAGGAAAAUGGGCCACGAUGUACGCAUAUCGAGAGGAUUACAACGAGAAAUUUGCGGUCGUGGUCAAAUUAUCAAGAAGACCAGCAAGGAUGUUUGGUCUGCGGGUAGUGAUAUGAGAGCAGACGGAUGCGCUAUUGCCCAAAUAUAGAUUAUGUAUACAUAUAAUUUUACUAUGAAUUUUACUGCUAAUUACUGUAUGUAUUCAACUAACGACAUUAAAGUACUAUUUUAUUUUUCUAGUUAUCAUUACCACGUUUCGAAAUACGGAUUACCACCUUUGACGGUUUCGAGUCUUUCUACUAUUACUUUACGAGUUUUGUAUGGUGUAGGUGGCAUCCUGUGGGCUUGAUGAACACUCGAUGCAUGUGUAUCUGUUGAAAUUCUACCUGGUCUCUGCUCAGAUCUGUCAUUACCAGAUGCGUAUGUCUUAAGCCAAUUCUCUGCAUUUUGACUAGCUUCUAUGUCAUUUUCAUCUCUCUCAGCGUUGACGUUGUUAACUUGAGUUUGGUCUUGCUCAUUUGCAAGCUGAUGCAUUGAAUGCUCGACUGCAUCCAGCUGGUCCAUGUGCUGUAACACAUCGACACCUGACGCAGCAUCAAGACUCUUGGCAUAUAUACUAGCCGACCUCUGUCUGGAGAAAGGUACGGGGCGGCUGUUUACCCUACUCGAUGGGGGUGAAUGUGGAGGUGAAAAUGGUGAAUUAUGACUAUGAGCUCUGUCAAAGCUUGGGCGAGCACCAUCGAAUGACUUGGACACCCUGUGCCCAGGCAACGACUUGACUUCAUCUUCAUCAUCUUCCUCAUGUUCAUCUUCGGUAUAGCUGUAUCGUCUCUCUGUGAUAUCCUGCUCUUCAACUUCGCCUUCAUUAUUAUCAGCAAUAUCAAUCACAUCAUCCCAUACGAGAACUUUAACUCUCCUGCACAAUUCCAAUGGUCCUUCAUCUGCAUGUCUCAGACUCUGCACUAUAUUCCAACCCUGACCUUUAACGAUGGCCAUUUGACGCGCGAACAUACCCUCAUUGAAAUCUGGAUCAACUUCAAAUACCUGCCUGAGAGCUUGGGUAGUCUCUGUCCACCAUUUAGGAUCACUAAGAAGUGGCAAAAAGUGUCGUCUGGUCGACGCUGAGAAUGGUUGCCCGAUUAAGGAAACUGGCAAAAAGAGCCAUCCAUAGGUAUAUGAUCUCCAUCCUUUUGGAUGUUGAUGUGGGAAACUUAAAGAAUUAUCUAUUGCAGCUAUGCGAAUUCGUGGUCUGUUCUCUGAUAUUGAUUGUCUCGAUUGGGAUGGAGAAGGAGAAGGAGCCCUUGGUAUGUUUAGAUUUGACUGUUUUACGUCAAGUUGAUUUUCAUCAUAGAAAAGUGAUUCUUGUGGGUUAUUAGGUUCGUCAGGGAUGUAUGAACCAUUUGGUUGAUUCGAUGCGAGGGGGGUAGGUGGACCUGACAUUGAAGAGACAUCAGGAACGAAUGGUUCAGCAUUACGAGUUGGUGGUCUAUUGAUUAUUCCAUUUUUGCUAGCAUUGUUAUUUACUGUAUGGCCUGGAUCAAAUUGGAUC